Molecule: messenger RNA, 1423 nt
Organism: Kockovaella imperatae
Lineage: Eukaryota; Fungi; Basidiomycota; Tremellomycetes; Tremellales; Cuniculitremaceae
Exons: 5
Coding region: 152-985 (277 amino acids)
Source: RefSeq, a predicted model, not a curated record
UCGCUUGAAAUGCCUGCAAUGUGUAUCUUUCACUCUCUCUCAUCGCCGAAAAUCAGUCGCGUGAACGCCCGGUAGCGGGAUCAAAUUUUUCUCUCAUGUUGCUGCUUCACUGCAUUUGUCCAGCUCUUGUCGUCGUCCGCACGCACUCACCAUGUCCAGACUCGCUUCGCUCCAACCUCGAGGCAAAGCAUCAGGGUCAUCUCCCUCGCCUUCCUCACCUUCCUCCUCUUCAUCUCCAAAACCGAGGUCUACAUCCAGUAACCCAUCCACACCGAAACAAUCAAACGCCAAUACGGCCUAUGACCGGUCGCAAAGGACACCCUCACGACAAGCAGAGACAUCCCAUCACCGGUUCUUGAAGCUGCUAUUAGACGAGGUGAAGAAACUGUGCUCAACAUGGGAAGAUAUCAUGCUCGUCGAUGGGCUGAAAGCUGGGAAAGGAUGCGUGGAUCAAGCGACCGAGAUGGAUAAUAUCCUGCUCGCUCCACUUGGAUCCGAGAGACCCUCCAUAGCUGAACACCUCGAAAUGUUCUACGAGUCUCAAAGAGCGAUGGACGGCGUCCUUCGCAAACUAGACCGCCUGAUCAUCAAACUCUCAGCUUUGAUCGAUCAAGCUGACAAGCUCUUCUUUGAAGCUCAUCGGACGAUGGGCUGGCAGUUCGUGCUGGAACAGCCGAUGUGGUUCAGCUGGACGUUUGAAACAUUUGUGGACUCUCUUUCGCCCCUUUUGUCAAACCAUCAUACUCAGCUUGCCCAUCUUCGAGUAUUAUCUAAUCAGAUCACCGAUCCACAAACAUCGUUUGAGAAUGCCAAACUUGCCCUUGAGCAGUGGCGCGAUCUCGCCAAGGGCGGUUCCAGAUGGCAAUCUGUGCGAGACUGGGAGGAAUUGAUGGACCUGGAGAUGAGCUUUGGCACUGAAGACUCGGACGAUGAUAUGGAUGACCGGGUCAAGUCGUCUGCGAGUAAGAAGAAGAAGGGGAGGUAAGGGACGGUAAAGAUGACGCGGGAAGACAAGGAUAGAUCUAGAGCGCGGCACUCAGCGGCCAAAGAACAUUAUAUUAUUUCCUUGACGUCGGACGGACCCCCGGCGGUCACCAUAGGAAUCUCAGGCACCCUUUCCCAAAAACAUAUCCGAUUGAUCUCGGAAACCCACACCAACUGUGUUCACGUGGCCUGAGGCCGGCUGGCUGGGAUCCUCCAAGCAAAGAAACGCCACGCCUUUUGCCGAUCUGGUUGGUGGCCGUUGAAGGGUUUGCUCGCCCGUCGGUCUAAAAAUCUCAGUCAGCUGUGGGAAAUCUAACCAAACUAUUACGGCAUCGUCCGUCUAUUGUUUUUGUUUUUUUUGGGCAUUGGAGGCAUCUUUGAGGCUGCUGGUCAAUAUAUAUAUAUGUACCUCUGCAAGUGCUCUGAACAAUUAUCCACA